This is a messenger RNA of Acanthosepion pharaonis, 1455 nucleotides long. The record is from the annotation of a GenBank genome assembly. Lineage: Eukaryota; Metazoa; Mollusca; Cephalopoda; Sepiida; Sepiidae.
AUGGAUCCUAAAGUGAGCAAAAAGACCCAGGAGACCCUCGGCAAGAUUAUUAAACGACCUCCCCUUACUGACAAGUUGUUGGCUAAACCGCCUUUUAGGUUCCUUCACGAUAUUAUUACUUCUGUGAUUAAUACAACUGGUUUUAUGCAAGGAUUAUAUAGCACCGAAGAACAAAAUUCCGAUAAUGUUAAGGAUAAAGAAAGCAAAAUUGCUUUUCUCCAAAAGGCACUCGACAUUGUGUCCUUAGUUGCUGGUAGACAAUUACCUAUGAAACCAUCUAAGGUAGUUGCUGGCCAUGAACCAGAGAAAACCAAUGAGUUCCUUCAAGUCUUAGCUGAAGCUAUCAAUAAGCAGGUAGACAACGAUUCAUAUGUUGAGCGUGUUCUCAAAUCGAGGGAUACGACCAAGAGUCAUGAACCAAACAGAGAAAAGGACAAACCCAGAGACAAAAGUUUAAGCAGACGAUCAGAAAAAGAAAGAUCUCGAGAGAAAGGGGAGCAAAAGGAAAGUUCCCGAUCUCAGCAGGACAAGCAUAAAGAAAAGAAUGAAAACGAGAAUAAAACUCAAGAGAAAGACCGGCACAAGGGUAAAGAGGACGAGAAAGAGCGACGUCGCAGCAGGGCAGAAGAGAAGGCAAAGGAGAGGGAGCAGCAACACCGAGGCAGGAAUGAGGAAAAAGAAGGGAAAGACGAGGAGAAGGAAAAAGACAGAGAGAAGGAGCGAGAGAAAGAUAGAGAAAAAGGGCGAAGUGAAGAGAAGUCAAAGGAGAAACGAUCGAGUGAGAGGGAAAGAUCCUCCAGGAAGUCCAGAAAAGAUGACACCAAAGAAAAUGAAAAGCCUCCAAUUGAGAAGAAAGAGUCAGAUGAAAAAAUUGAGGAACCUACUCCUCGAAGGUUACAAAGGCCAACAUCAGCUAAAGGUUCUCGACAAAAGAGGGAAGAAAGUGGAGCAUCCCCAGCACCUCCACCUCCUACACAAGAUGAAAGCCCAAAACAGCCGGUUGAAGAACCCUCAAGCCAGCCUGUAAAACAGGUUCAAAUGGCUCGUCCAAGCAGUGCACGCCCGGCACCUCCAAAGCAGAGGAAAUCAGAGGUCAUCCCAACUGAUCCAAUUAUCCAGUAUGUUCACCUGUUCAAAACAAUUUCAUAUAUAUUAUUACAAUUGUCUCCUCCUUUCACUUAUUACACUUGUCCCCCUUCCCUUCAUUUAUACACCUGCCUUCCACCUUCAUUUAUUACACUUGUCUCCCCUCCCUUCAUUUAUUACUCUUGUCCCCCCUCCCUUCAUUUAUUACUCUUGUCUCCCUCCCUUCAUUUAUUACUCGUCUCCCCUCCCUUCAUUUAUUACACUUAUCUCCCCUCCCUUCAUUUAUUACUCUUGUCUCCGCUCCCUUCAUUUAUUACACUUGUCUCCCCUCCCUUCAUUUAUUACACUUGUUGCCCCUCCCUUCAUUGA